Molecule: messenger RNA, 747 nt
Organism: Parastagonospora nodorum SN15
Lineage: Eukaryota; Fungi; Ascomycota; Dothideomycetes; Pleosporales; Phaeosphaeriaceae
Exons: 3
Coding region: 1-747 (248 amino acids)
Source: RefSeq, a predicted model, not a curated record
AUGGAUAUAGUCGCAGGAGCUGCGAGCGUUUCCCAACUCAUUGCCUACAGCCUUUCAUCAGCUCACUGUCUGCAGCAGCUCUACAACGAGCUCAAGAACUUCGGGACUUCAUAUCGCAACGAAGAAACGAAUGUUUGCCUGCUCCUAGACGUCAUCAAGGGGCUUUCGGACCAGGGUGUCGAUGAUAGCGACCCUAUCCUUCCUAUCCUGCUGGAUAUUUCCAGACUCGCUUGCGAAAUCUUACACCUCCUUCAGCCCCGACGGCUUCUAGGGAUCAAUUGGACCCCUCUUACUAAACAGGACGAGCUGAAGUCAUCCUUUGGGGCGCUGGAUAAGAAGCAGAAGCUGCUGCAUCUGCGUGUCUCUGGAGAAACUCUCACGGCUCUUCGAACAGUAUCCAGACAAGGGUCAUUUUUCAGCCUUGCUCCAACUCACACGAUGGCUACGCCUCCUCCCCCAAAGUUUACUUGCAACAACAAUAACAUUAGAGGAGUUCAGGAAGUGCUUUGUGGAUAUGAAGUCCGCCCUAUCGAUGCUGAAGUCAACAACAACGACGUUUCUUUCAUGUCUGUCAAUCGUGCGGGCAACAAGAAUGAAUUGUCCGGAGAACAGAUUGUGAAGAUCGUCAGUGAGCAAGCAACACACAGUUCGGAGAAAGCAGCCAAUGACGCGGCCAAACAAGACCAAGCUGGAAACCAGGGCGCUACAGGGGGCAGAGUUAUGCUAAUUUGCGCUAGGAGGAUGUAG